Schizosaccharomyces japonicus yFS275 is the source of this 1022-nucleotide messenger RNA. RefSeq names its product NADH/NADPH dependent indole-3-acetaldehyde reductase AKR3C2. Lineage: Eukaryota; Fungi; Ascomycota; Schizosaccharomycetes; Schizosaccharomycetales; Schizosaccharomycetaceae. Gene Ontology annotation, molecular function: oxidoreductase activity, acting on the CH-OH group of donors, NAD or NADP as acceptor; oxidoreductase activity; indole-3-acetaldehyde reductase (NADH) activity. The transcript has a single exon. Bases 82 to 942 code for a protein of 286 amino acids. The record is from RefSeq and is a predicted model, not a curated record.
UACGUAGCGGCCAUCACCGAUAUAUCCUUUCUGGACAGCUCUGCAUCCUCCUACCCUCUACCAACAACAUUUAUAUUCAUUAUGCUCAUCGCUGCGUUUGGACCUGAAAUUCCGUAUCCUGCUUACGGCGUCGGUACGGCAUUGUUCAAAAAGGACAAAAAUUCCGGCCUCAAUCCUCAAGUCAUUGAGUCUGUAAAGACUGCUGUAGAAGCAGGUUUCCGUCAUUUGGACUGUGCUCAAGUGUACGGUAACGAGGAAGAAGUGGGAAUGGCUCUUAAAGAAAUUGAUAUUCCUCGGGAAAAGCUUUUUAUUACUUCAAAAGUGUUUGAUGACAUAGGCGACAUUCACGAGGCCUUGGGAGUCUCGUUGCGUAACAUUGGUGUUGAUUAUCUUGACCUGUUUCUUCUCCACACUCCUCUACCCUUCUACGAAAAGAAUGUGUCAUUUGAAAAAGCUUGGUCGGAACUCGAGAGUGAGCUUGGACAGGGUCGUGUGCAUGCAAUCGGGGUUUCUAACUUCCGUAUUAAGGAUUUAGAGCCAUUGCUACACAUUGCAGCCGUCAAACCUCGUGUCAACCAAAUUGAAUUUCAUCCUCAGGUUUUCAAAGCUGCAAAACCGAUUUUGGACUUCUGCAAGAAAAACAACAUCAUUGUGGAAGGUUACGGACCAUUGUCUCCGAUAGUUCGUGACUCUGAGGGUCCUACUGCUCAGAAAGUCCGCGAAUUAGCCAAGAAGUACGGUGUGUCUGACACGGAAAUCCUGCUCAAUUGGUGCAAGUCUUUCGGCGUGUUGCCAAUUACAACUUCGAGCAAGCGUGAGCGCAUGGCUACGUGUUUGAAGUUUGAAAAAUUCAAACUUGAGCAGGCCGACAUUGAUGCUCUUACUGAGCUCGGUGUAGCUCAUCACAAACGCAUAUUUAUGCAACACAUGGAUGAAGAUUAAACGACUUUUAUGAGGCUAUAAUGACCUUUUUUGUAAUGAAUGAUAUCAGACUUUUUGACUUGUUAAAAGAAUCAAAGAAU